Messenger RNA from Drosophila pseudoobscura, 3086 nucleotides. Its product is annotated as glutaredoxin domain-containing cysteine-rich protein CG12206. Lineage: Eukaryota; Metazoa; Arthropoda; Insecta; Diptera; Drosophilidae. The transcript has 5 exons. The record is from RefSeq and is a predicted model, not a curated record. Bases 611 to 2770 code for a protein of 719 amino acids. Gene Ontology annotation, biological process: sensory perception of sound.
CGCGGCGCGAGUUUCGAGUUUCGAUUUUCGAGUUACGAUUUUCGAGUGUGGAGUGUGGUGUUCAUCGAGAGAGUCUCCCGCAAUCACGAAAGAUCCCCAAAUCCAAUCCGAGAUUCGAGCUCGUGCGUGUGUGCGUUGUAAAAAGCCCCAGGCCCAGGCCCAGCCCCAGCCCCAUCCCCCAUCCACGCCCACGACAUCCGUCGACUCCUUUUGGGAGUACUUGCACAGUUUUUGGUUUAAUUAUUUUUGUUUUUUAAAGUGUGUGUGUACCCGCCACAAAUGAUAAUUGUGUGCAACAAGCGGCGAAUGCAGGCCAACAGCAACAGAAGCGACCAAAUCAACGUCCAAAUCUAUAGCAUUUGCAAUCUACAUGCGUCCGUCUAACAGUAAAGCACUGUGCAACGGUCCAGCAGCACGAGCAAGUGGCACCACAUCCGAAACAUCUGCAGCAACCUGCCCCGUAACCUGAAGACCGCAUAGAAAACACUCCAUACAUACAUAUAUACCCACAUAUUGUACGAGAGAUCGGAUAUUGGACAUUGGAUAUUGGAUAUUGCUUCCAAACAUACAUACAUACCUCGAACUCAACUCAAUUUAAUGUUAUAGAACGAUGGCAUCGGCCAUAAUCACAACGACAACGGUGACGGCAACAGGUAGUACUAUGCUCGAGCUAGAUCAUCAGCGCCAAAGGCCGUUGCGCGGUAUUUCAAUAGUCAUUGAAUCUGCUCAGCCAGCAGCAACACCAACAACACCAACAGCACCAGUAGAAAAAACAACAACAACAACAACAACAGCUGCAACCACAAUGAACAUCGACAGCAGCAACAGCAACAACAGCAGCAGCAGCAGCAAAAUAGCUGAAAUGUCGCUCAAGUCUCAGGCUGGCAUGUUGUUGGCAUUUGGCGACAGCAAUAGGAGCAACAACACAAACAACACCAACAACACCAAUGCUGACCAUGCAACCAAAGAUAAUUUGGAAACUAGUUGCAACACAGAAGCAAAGGCAACAGAAACAGUAAGCAAAGUGUAUCCACAGUUGCUUGUGCGCAUUGGCCAAUCGGAGGACAACGGAGAAAUUUCCCCAGCCACAGCCACAGCCACAGCCCCAGCCACAACCACAACAACAACCAUUAUCAGCUGUAAUGGCAGCGUGCUACCAGCUGAGAUCAUAGAUCCAGCUGCAGCUACAUCUCCAUCGCCAUCUCCAGUGGCAGCGGUUGGUGAAAUUAAAGAGAGCGCUCUUCCCAACGACGUGGUAGUCGUUGCUAGUCAGCCACCAGCAGCAGCACCAGCACCAGCACCAGCAGCAGCAGCAACAGCACUCACAUCUCUCGAUGCUGCCUCGAGUGCAGUGACCGAAACAGUUGGCCACAGCUCGCCCCAGCACACGGUCAAGAUACAGAUAGCCAACAACGGCCAGACCCAACGUAGGCUUGGCAAGCAGAUCAGUGUGGUCAAGCUGAACGACAGCGAUAUGGUUCUUCAGCAGCAUCAGCAGGAGGUGGAGGAGGUGCAGAAGCAACAACAGACACAAAAAUCUACGCAAUCGUCGCCCAGCUAUCAGCUGUGCUAUUUGGUGUCCAGCGGACAGUACUCGCCCUGCGAGGCCCUCGACAGUGGAACGGGCAGCGAUCUGGAGAGCGUCAAGUCGCCGGGCAGUGAGAGCCACAGUCUUGUACCAAAGCUGGAGCUGCAUCUGAAGACAACGCGCGUGCGAGUGAAUGAAUCGCCCCAGAGCGGGUCCAUCCAUCAGCGGGCGUACAGUCUGACGGAUAGCGAGGAAUGCGACGAGAGCAGCAGUUCCUCCCUCAGCUGCGACUCGCUGCACUCUGGGGAGGCCUUGUCGUCCGGCCUUGUGCUGCCCACCUCCCUGCUGAGAGACAUACGCGGUCGCGAACGGGAACGGGAACGGGAACUGGAGCCGUCCACGGGCACACUGGCGAUACCGACAGCCACCAAAAUCGACGGCCGUCCGCUGCAGUAUGAGUCCGAUCAGUUCUACACAUUCCAUGUCAACGAGCUGGACAACUUCCGCAGCUUUGGGCGCGAAACAUCGGCAGACACCACAUCCACCUUCUCCUCAUCCUCCUCAUCGCAGGAGUACGAGUCGAAUGGUUACCCGGAAGACGGGGAGGACGCCUUCGCCGGCUAUAGGGAUGUGCGGAGGGGUGGUGGUCCGUCGCAGUCAUCGUCAUCGUCCACCAUACGCUCCGCGAAGGGAACGGUGCGCGGCGUCAAGAAUCGUGUGCGCAAUGGAGUAGCCACAUUCUUGCAACUGCAGCAGCCCAGUGUCAAGAAUUUCAUGGAAAAGGAUGUGGGAAAAGUAGUUCUCUACACAACCAGUAUGGGCAUCAUACGGGAUACGUAUGCCAAGUGCGCCAACGUCAAACAGAUUCUGCGCACUCUGCUGAUCAAGUUCGAGGAGCGCGAUGUCUUCAUGAGCGUCGAGUACCAGCAGGAGAUGAAGGAGCGUAUGCACAACAAGACCAUCCGAGUUCCCCAGCUAUUUGUCGAGGGACAGCACGUUGGAGACGCCGAUACCGUGGAGCGUCUGAACGAAAGUGGGGAGCUGCGUCAGCUGCUAAGGCCCUACAAGUCCCUUGCGACGGCUUAUACGUGCCAGACCUGCGGAGGAUAUCGGCUGCUGCCGUGCCCCUCGUGCAGUGGAUCAAAGAAGUCGGUGCAUCGAAACCAUUUCACCGCAGAGUUCGUGGCCCUGAAGUGCAUGAACUGCGAUGAGGUGGGCCUGGUCAAGUGCCCCAACUGCUGAGAGUCAAACCAUAAACCCCUUUCCCCCUCUUCACCCGAGCAGAAUCAAUAUUUGUAUCUCUAGUGUAAUGAAGUGUCUUUUUUUUUGUAUCUAUGUAUAUCGGAAUGAUUUUUUUGUGCGCAUUUUGUUUGUCGCUUAUUAUUAACAGUUGUGAUAUUUGAGAUCAGUUUGAGCAGAAACUGAAAACUGAGUAGCGGAAGAACGGAACGGAACGGAACAGAUCGGAACGGAACGGAGAGGAACCCAAACGAAAACAAAAUCUAUCCAUAUGUGAAUCAAAGAGAUAUCGAAUAAAACCAUAACUCAAAACCGAUGA